Messenger RNA from Australozyma saopauloensis, 2256 nucleotides. RefSeq names its product putative AAA family ATPase (gene GCN20). Gene Ontology annotation, molecular function: ATP binding; ATP hydrolysis activity. Lineage: Eukaryota; Fungi; Ascomycota; Pichiomycetes; Serinales; Metschnikowiaceae. The coding region runs from base 1 to 2256 and encodes 751 amino acids. The transcript has a single exon. The record is from RefSeq and is a predicted model, not a curated record.
AUGUCUAACGUCAGUCUUCAGAUCAGACGUGCUGUUCCGUCGAUUGACCCAAUCGUGGCAGACUAUGCUGUUGGAUAUAUCCAGCAUGUAUCCCAUGCCACUGAAGAUUCUGUCUCAGCUCAACAACUAGACAUCCCUAAAGAAUUGACCUUCAUUGAAGAGAUCUUGAUCCAAGCAGGCGGUAACGUUGAAAAAGUGCACGGCUUGGUUUCCGGAAUCUCCGCCCAGCUUACCGAGAAAUUGGACAAGAACAUGGCCAAGUUGGCUAUUACAGGUGAUAAGUCCAAGAGACUUUUGGACGUCAACGUCUUAAAAAACAGCUCCAAAAGAGAUAUCAACUCUUCUUUGGCACUUCUUGGAACCUCAAGAGAUAUUGCUCAUGCUGGUAGACAAGUAGAGAGUCGUGUUGACAAGAAGAAGUUGGAGAAACAGGAGCGGAAGAUUGCCAAAAAGGUGGCCAAGAGAAAUAAUCAAUUUGUCAAGUACGAAGCAUCCAAAUUGCUUAACGAGAAAAAGAAGGAAGAUUACGACUCGUUCUACUUGGAGAUCAACCCUCUUGACUUCGGUUCCAGUGCAGGUAAGUCUAAGGAUAUCAAGGUGGAUAACUUCGAUUUGUAUGUUGGUGAAGGUAGACGUAUUCUUAGCGACGCUAGUUUGACGUUGGCACAUCAAAGAAGAUAUGGUUUGGUGGGUCAGAACGGUAUUGGUAAGUCUACAUUGUUGAGAGCAUUGUCGAGAAGAGAGUUGAACAUUCCUAAGCACAUCACGAUUCUUCACGUGGAGCAAGAACUUCGAGGAGAUGACACGCCAGCCAUCCAGGCUGUUUUGGAUGCCGAUGUUUGGCGUAAGUCGCUCUUGCAAGAAGAGCAGAAGAUCACCGAGAGAAUUGAAGAAAUUGAAGAAUUGAGAAAACAGUUCGACGAAGAGUCCGGUGAAGUGAUGAAGCUCGAUAAUGAACGUGGUGACUUGGACAAACAUCUUCAAGAAAUCAGUGAGAAGCUAUAUGAGAUGGAGUCUGAUAAAGCUGAGAGUAGAGCUGCUUCUAUCUUGUUCGGUUUGGGUUUCUCCAAGGAAUCGCAAAGUAAUCCAACCAACUCGUUCUCUGGUGGUUGGAGAAUGAGAUUGUCCUUGGCCCGUGCGUUAUUCUGUGAACCCGAUUUGUUGUUGCUAGACGAACCCUCCAAUAUGUUGGAUGUUCCAUCUAUCACUUACUUGGCCAAAUAUCUUCAAGGAUACAAGGGUACCGUGUUAGUCGUGUCGCACGAUCGUUCGUUCUUGAACGAGGUGGCUACCGAUAUUAUUCAUCAACACUCUGAGCGUUUGGACUACUACCGUGGCUCGAACUUCGACUCUUUCCACGCUACAAGAGAAGAGAGAAUCAAGAACCAGCGUAGAGAGUACGACAAUCAAAUGGCAUACAGAGAACAUUUGCAAGCAUUUAUUGACAAGUUCAGAUACAAUGCCGCCAAAUCCUCCGAGGCACAAUCGCGUAUCAAGAAAUUGGAGAAAUUGCCUCUCUUGGAACCACCUGAGGAUGAUAAAGUCAUUACAUUCAAGUUUCCAGAUCCAGAUGGACUUUCGCCACCUAUUUUGCAAAUGCACGAUGUUGCAUUUGGCUACACUCCAGAGAAGAUUUUGUUGAAGAACGUUGACAUGGAUGUGCAAAUGGACUCCCGUAUUGCCUUCUGUGGUGGUAACGGUACUGGUAAGACUACACUCUUAAAACUUCUUCUAGAUCAAUUGCGUCCUCUAGAAGGUGUUAUCAACAAGAACGGGCGUCUCAGAGUCGGCUACUUUGCCCAGCAUCACGUUGACGCUAUGGACUUGACUCUUUCUGCCGUCUCUUGGAUGGCUAAGGCUUAUCCUGGUAAAUCCGACGAGGAAUACAGAAGACAUUUGGGAUCCUUUGGUAUCACCGGUUCUUUGGGUUUGCAGAAGAUGGAGUUGUUGUCAGGAGGUCAGAAAUCCAGAGUGGCAUUCGCGGCGCUCUGUCUCAACAACCCACAUAUCCUCAUUCUAGACGAGCCUUCCAAUCACUUGGAUACGCAAGGUUUGGAUGCACUUGCAGAUGCCUUGAUCAAUUUCAAGGGAGGUGUUCUUAUGGUUUCGCACGAUGUUGCAACUAUUGAGCGUGUUUGUAAUGAGAUCUGGGUUUGUGAAGAUUACACAGUCAAGAAGUUCCCUGGAAACAUUCACGACUACAAGAAGCAUAUUUUGAAGUUGGCCGGCGCCAGUGGUGUUGUGGCAAAGCAUUAA